AAAGGAGCUGGCUUGCGCACAGAGUGAGAGAGAGAAAGAGAUGAUGAUAGAUUCUAGAAAGAUUAUUGUUCUUCUUUGUUGUUAAGGUAUUCGCGCCAGUGGAAAGUUUCUGUACUGAUUUCGUUUACACAUCAAAAUUCGGUAAAAAGUAGGUAAUGAUUAUGUCUCUUAUCUGAGAAUUAAACUAUUACAGCUAUCAAGAACAUGGAAUACAUGUGUGAUUACUGUGGGGAGCAAAAGUCAUUAAUAUAUUGUAGAUCUGAUGCUGCUAGCUUAUGCUUAUCUUGUGAUCAUAGCGUACACUCUGCAAAUGCUCUUUCUCGACGCCAUUCAAGAACUCUUGUGUGUGAGAGGUGUAAUUCCGAACCUGCAUUUGUCAGAUGUAUUGAAGAAAGAAUAUCACUUUGUCAUAACUGUGAUUGGACUGGACAUGCUUCCUCAGUCACGGCUUCUAUGCACAAGAGGGAAGCGAUUACUUGUUAUUCGGGUUGUCCUUCCUGGGAAGAGUUAUGUUCGUUUUGGCCAUUUAUUCAAGAUAAACCUUCUGGUGAAGGUUCUACAUGUGAGAAGGAGAUGAGCUCUAUGAGUAUUGCUGAGAACAGCCUCACCACCAAUUCUAGGAAUGCUUUACAAGAGUCAUCUUCACUACCUCCAUUGAACAACAGGACACAAAAUGCAGAAGCUAGUGGACUUGGAAAAUCAAAUUUAUCCAAGGUUUUCUGUUCUGGAUCAAAGUCACCUGCUUUAUGUGGAGUGGAUGCAUUUGACGAUGACUUUGAUAUAGAUGAAGUUGACAUGUCUAUUGAAAACUAUGAGGAACUCUUUGGUAUAGCCCCACAUAGUCAAAGUCAUCUUUUUGACGAGAAAGGAUUUGACGGCUUGUUUGAUUUGAAGGAUAUGUCUACUGAUUUCCAAGAUCAAAGUACAUACCCAGCAGAGGGAUCAAUGAUUGGAGUGGCUAAUAAUAACCAGCACCAACCUGCUAGCAGCAAUGCAGCGUCUGCUGAUUCCAUAUUAAGCUCUAAAACAGAACCAAACCUCUGUUUUUUCAGGCGAGCGCAUUCCAACCUUUCGUUUUCCGGCAUCACCGGAGAAAGCAGUGUAGGGGAUUAUCAAGACUGCGGAGCUUCUUCUGCGUUGAUUUCUAUGGGCGAGCAAUCUUGGUAUCCACAAUGUCCUGAGAGUUCCAUGCCUUCUUCUAGCAGGACCAAUGCGGUUUUGCGUUACAAAGAAAAGAGAAAAGCACGCAAAUUUGAGAAGAAGGUAAGAUAUGCCUCACGUAAAGCGAGGGCAGAUGUAAGAAAACGUGUGAAGGGACGGUUCGUGAAGGCGGGAGAUGCAUACGAUUACGAUCCAUUGGGCCAAACAAGAAGUUAUUAAUAAGUCUAUAUCCUUUUAGCCGUGCUAAAAGGACAAGCAUAAUGGGUAAAGACGUCGACAACAACACGACUCAGGUCUGUUUGUUUUGCUUCUGCUAAAAUAUUAUACAUAUAUAUAUAUGGUAAGCAUAGUAACAAGCUAAAGUGUAUGAGAAAUUAAACGCGAUGAAUUGCCCAGAAUAAAAAGGGUUGUUCAACAUAAACACAUUCGAAAGGCCGAGAUUUAAUAUUUUUGUUUUAGUUGGCAAGGAAUGUACAGGUAUUAUAAAACCGUUUAUUAAAUUGCAUUAAUUAUAGCCAUUUAUAAUUUGGCUUUGUAGACAUCAUAUUUAUAGUAGUAGUUAUUUUCCAUUAUAUUGUAUGUAGUAUUUUUCGUUUCAACUGUCA
Molecule: messenger RNA, 1766 nt
Organism: Impatiens glandulifera
Lineage: Eukaryota; Viridiplantae; Streptophyta; Magnoliopsida; Ericales; Balsaminaceae
Product: zinc finger protein CONSTANS-LIKE 9-like
Exons: 6
Coding region: 205-1380 (391 amino acids)
Molecular function (GO): zinc ion binding; protein binding
Source: RefSeq, a predicted model, not a curated record